Xenia sp. Carnegie-2017 is the source of this 1322-nucleotide messenger RNA. Its product is annotated as protein ALP1-like. The record is from RefSeq and is a predicted model, not a curated record. Bases 305 to 1138 code for a protein of 277 amino acids. The transcript has 4 exons. NCBI's taxonomy places the organism in Eukaryota, Metazoa, Cnidaria, Anthozoa, Malacalcyonacea, Xeniidae.
ACUACGACUAAACAACGAUCAUAGGAAAACAAUGUUUGAUAAUUUAAGCGAUUUUCUCAAUCAAUGAAGACAAGGAUUAACUUUCUAUUGUUUGCACAUCUUAGAUGUCAACUCGUCUUAUAAAUGAUGAUUUUUUGUUUCAAGUUUGAACAAAGCGAAGCUUGUUUUUUUUGCGAAGCUUGCCAUCACAUUGCACCAUUUGGCUGAAGGAGCGUCUCAUAACGGCAUAGCUGCGCACUAUCGACUGGGUCGUUCAACAGUAUCAGAGAUUAUUUACAGCACGUGUGAUGCUCUUUGGAAAAAAAUGCAGCCUGAAUAUAUGACCAUGCCAUGUUGUCCAGAAGCAUGGAAAAAGAUAUCUGAUGGAUUUGAAAAAUGGAAUUUCCCCCAUUGUCUUGGGAGCAUCGAUGGAAAGCACAUUUUGAUCCAUGGUGGAUCAGAGUAUUUCAACUACAAACAGCGGGAGUCCAUUGUACUUAUGGCUGUAGUUGAUGCAUCAUAUAAAUUUAUUACCAUCGAUGUUGGAAAAUCUGGUAGCAACAGUGAUGGUGGCAUUUGGGAGUCAUCAGGUUUUGGAAGAGCUUUGGAGAACGGACGUGUAAACCUACCAUUUCCAGCACCUUUGUCAAGAAUUGAAUCAGGUGAAGCAUUGCCCUACAUGUUUGUAGGAGAUGAGGCAUUCCCAUUGCGCCCAUACCUGAUGCGUCCUUUUCCUGGCCGGUCACUGGACAAUGAUUCACGCCAGAUAUUUAAUUAUCGUUUGUCACGUGCUAGGAGAGUGGUAGAGAAUGCAUUUGGUAUCAUGUCUCACAGAUGGAGAAUAUUAUUCAAACCCAUCAUUGCAGAACCAUCAAAAGCUAUUUCCUUAGUUAAAGCCAUCUGUGUUCUACACAACUUCCUGCGUGUUAAGAAUGAUCUCAACUAUACUCCUCCAGGGUUUUUAGAUUCUGUUAAUGAAGCUGGCAACAUAACAGAGGGUUUCUGGAGGACAAAUGCACCUAAUCAAACCUCUACCACUGGCUACAACAGUCGCAGUGCUACUCAACAAGCCAGUCAAAUUAGAGAAAAACUUUGCACAUAUUUUAUAAGUUCUGAAGGUUCUGUGGGAUGGCAGUGGAAGCAUAUAAAUCGUCGAUAGUGGAUAUUAUCUUUUGUAGGAUUUUGUUUUAAUACAUAUGGUCAUUUGUUUUUGAAGCAGGAAUAACUUUAUAUAUGUUGUAAAGAUAUACAAUAAGUAUAAUAAUAGGAAAAUAAACUGUUAGUAAAACAUUAAAAUAGUUGUGUGCUUAAUGAUGACAUAAGAUAUUAAAAAAGAAAAACUA